UACCAGAAUAUGAAACGUGAUGAUUCGACUCGACAUAAUAUUUUUAAAUAUUUAGAUAGGAAACAAUGAGUUCUGAGUAUUAUUGUUUGUAGAAGACUAGAAGACAGUGCUCGUGUGCUUCAAUUGAACUGCGUCGUAAGUGUAUUCACUAUAAUUGUCCCGUGUAUCGGUGUGCCCUACGGCGUAGGUCUUUGUCUGCUGCUAUUCUCAGCCGAAGCGAUCACAUCAAUAAAAUAACAUGGAGGAAGAUAACGACUUGUUCAGGCUACCGCCAGGUCCAUCGAAUUGGAGAAACAAUCCAGUCCCAAAAAGUAAUCGAAGUAGACAAAGUCGUGUAAAAAUCCGAAGCCAAUCAUUAACCCGAAACUUUCACCCGGACCAAUCUUGGCGGACAAUUAAAUCAACUCAAGACGGAAUCUUAACGCAAAAUAAAGCUCCAUUUAUACAACAACGAACUUCCAGUUUCGAUAGCAAAAGGAUAUUUAAUAAUCCUGAUCAAAAGAAUUUUUCCACAAAUAUUCAACGCUACCAUGAUAGUAAAGGAAAUGGCAAGAAGACUAAUAAUAACAUAUUGGGAUAUGCAAAGUUAGAAGCAUUAGCAAAAUCUGAUGUGAAAGAUAUACUAACAAAUAUAAAUGAUAAAAAGAAUGCACUUUUUCGUCUUUUUGAGUCUCCAAUUGACAAGCCUGAUGAGUUUGCUCUGAUUUUGGAAUUAUUGUCAAAAAUUUGCGAAUCGACAUUUGAUCAGUUAAAAUUAAAUAUAUUGUUAGAUAUUUGUAAUUCGCAAUUUAUUACUAGUUUGCGAAACUAUUUGACUGAUUUGCCAUAUACUGAAAGAAAGUCUGCAAAUAAUAAAUACUGGAAAAAUGAAGUUGAAUUUUGGAAGAAUUUUAUAAGGUUUUGUGAAUGUAUAACACUCAUAUCUCCACAAACGGCCUUAAGCAAGUGUAGAUCGCUAAUAGAGGGUACUUCAAGAUUUUGCUUAGAGGAACUAAAAACUAGACACAACUUUGUUUUACCCGACGAAUACAAUUUAAAACUGGAUGAGCUUCGUGAAAAAUUAAUGGCACACGAAAAAGAGAAAACUAAGAAAGAAGAACGGAAACGUAUGAACUUGGCAGAAGAACAAGAACCACCAAAUAAUUUCAGAGAAUUAAGCGUAUUGCCUAGUCGGGAAGACAUUAUGGAAGACCGCCCCUAUUUGAGAGCUAACUUAAUCAAAGGCAACUACCGAGACAUAGAACAUUACCUUGACGUACAAUUCAGGUUACUCCGGGAGGAUUGCUUUGGACCUCUUCGUGAAGGGAUACGUCAAUUUUUGGAAGAUCCGAAUAAAAGGAAAUAUGAUAAUAUACGAGUUUUUCAUAACGUCAAAUUUGUUAGUUCUUAUGUAUCGCCGCACAAAGUCGGUUAUUACGUAGAGUUUGAUGAUUACACUAAAAAGAGAUUUAAAAAGAUAAACUGGUCCUAUAGUAAACGAUUUAUCUUCGGGUCGUUGGUUUUAUUUACCAAGGACAAUUGUAAUUCUUUUCUUGUAGCGACGAUUAUCGACCGCGAUCUAAAAGCUCUCAAUAAUGGAAAGAUUCCAGUGUCGCUGAUUGAUAACAAAGUUGAUAUUUUAUUUCUAAAAGAUACGUAUACCAUGAUUGAAAGCGAAGUAUAUUUCGAGCCUUAUUAUCACGUUCUCAAAGCUUUACAAGAUCCAACAUUUCCUCAACAUAUAGCAAUGAAAAAAUAUAUAAUCGAUGUGGAUUUUGAACCUAGCCCACCAAAAUACUUAAAUAAAGAAGCAAAAUAUGAAAUAGUGUUACCUCAUGACGAUGUAGCGACAUUCAAUGUACUUGAUUUAGAAACGUGGCCAUCUGGCGAUGAUAUUCAACUGAACGAAAGUCAAUUCGAAGCAUAUAAAACGGCUUUGACUCAUGAGUUUGCUGUUAUUCAGGGUCCACCCGGAACCGGGAAGACAUACUUAGGAAUUAAAAUAGCUGAGACGUUAUUAAAUAAUAUUUCAACAUCUGGGUGUCUAUUACUCCUCGUGUGCUACACAAACCAUGCUCUAGAUCAAUUUCUACAAGCUCUCAUUAAAGUUACCGAUUCGAUUGUAAGAAUCGGAGGUCGAUCUCGAAAUGAGGCAUUGGAAAAGUUUAAUUUAAACGAAAUAAGGAAGAAAACUAAGUUAUCACAAAGUGAAUAUCGGCUAUUCGCUGAGCAAAGAGAUGAUUUAAAAUCGUCUAUAUUUCAAUUACAAAAAGCACAAAAAGACCUUGAUUCGAUUAAUAACGACAUUAUUAGUUUUACUUGUAUGAGGCACUAUGUACCAGACUGCCAAGUUCUUAUACAUUCUUAUAACGCAGUUAUUAAGAAUAAUCAAGAUCCAUUGUAUUAUUGGUUAUUUGAGAACUUAACAUACGAUUUUAACGAACCUAUUUUAUUUGAAGAUAACCAAAUUGAAGAACAAUUAUACAAAGAAAAUGCAGAUGAUAACAGAAAUACUUUUAUCUUAGAUGAUUUAGAAAUAGACCAGACUCAUAGUUAUAAUUCAAAUGAAAUUGACACGGUGUUUUCUGUACGAAAAGUUGAACAUACUCUUUCAUAUAUGAUAAAUGAAUAUCAUUCAAAAACUAAUCUUGAGCAAAAAGAAAAAUUAUAUAGAACAAUUGUUAUACAGAGAACAAAAAUAAGACUAUUUAAACAAAUGAAAGAAUAUUAUUUACAAGGAACUCGAAUGAGACCAAUUAACCAUGGAGAAGACGUCAGGUCUUUAUCUUUAAUUGAACGCUGGAUGCUGUACUUUAGCUGGUCACAAUUAGUUUUAGAUAUAUUUAAAGAACGUAUAAUCCCUCUACAGGAGGCUGUCAAGCAAAACAAUGAUGCUUAUGAAGAAACAAGAAUGUUAUUAGAUCUUAGUUUAUUGAAGAAUGUCAAAGUUGUCGGCAUGACUACUAGCGGUGCAGCGAGGUUAAGAAAAUUGUUAAAGAGCUUGGCCCCACCUAUUGUUAUCGUGGAGGAGGCCGCUGAAGUAUUAGAACAACAUAUAAUUACAUCGCUGACUAAUAAAUGCCAACAUCUUAUUCUUAUUGGCGACCACCAGCAACUGCGGCCGUCGGCGGCGUGCUUGCGGCUGGCGAAACACUUCCAGCUGGAGGUGUCGCUGUUCGAGCGCAUGGUGCUCAACGGCGCGCUGAGCCGGCGCCUGCGCGUGCAGCACCGCAUGCGGCCGCAGCUGGCGACGCUCAUCACGCCGCACGUGUACGCCGACCUGCAAGACCACCCCUCCGUGACCCGCUUCCCCGACGUGCGCGGCCUCACGCGCAACCUGUUCUUCUUCACGCACGACUACAGGGAGGAGGCGGUAGACGAUAGUUCCAGUAGAACUAAUCAAAAAGAAGCAGACAUGACACUCAGCUUGGCCAACUACAUAAUGCAGCAGGGAUAUGAACCGGAAGAUGUCACAAUUUUAGCUGCUUACUCUGGUCAAAUGUUUUAUAUGAGAAAACAAAGACUACAGUACUCGCAUCUAUCUCAGGUCAAAAUAACGGUUGUAGACAAUUACCAAGGCGAAGAGUCCAAAAUCAUAUUACUUUCGCUUGUGAGGAACAACGAUCAGAAUAAAAUAGGAUUUUUAGGAAUGGAAAACCGCAUCUGCGUGGCAUUGUCUAGAGCAAGAGAAGGUUUUUAUAUUUUUGGCAACAUUGACAUUUUAAAAGCGAAUUCAAGCCUGUGGGUAAAUAUUGCCCAGACUUUGGAAAGCCAAGAUUCUUUAGGAAGGAAUAUAAAACUUAAAUGUGAAAAUCAUUUAAAUCAAAUUACGACCAUAUACUCCAUAGAUGAUUUUAGUAAAGUACCGGAAGGCGGUUGCCUCUUAAAAUGCAAAUACAACUUACCCUGUCUUCAUUCUUGUCCUCUUGUGUGCCAUAACUAUGACCGAGGACAUGUUGAAAUAAAAUGUACUUUAAAAUGUGAAAGGAUAAUUUGUGAUUUGCAACACGUUUGUCCGCUGAAAUGUAUGGAUAAAUGCAAACCAUGCAUGAUAAAGAUCAUGAAAACCUUACCAUGCGGACACGACAUGCAAGUGUUUUGUCAUUUGGAUCCGCAGUCGACCAAAAUAAAGUGUCUAACUGUUGUGCCUGUUAAAUUACCAUUAUGUGGUCACGAGGUGAAAAAGUCGUGUUACAUGGAAACGGCGAAGGUGAAAUGUCCGGUGCCGUGCGAGCUGCACGUGGAGCGCUGCGGGCACGCCUGCGUGCGCUCCUGCCACGUGGACGACGACCCCGACCACGAGGAGUACAUCUGCACCAAACCCUGCGUUAAAGCUAAGAAGGGUUGCACUAUGGAACUUGUAGGCGAUCGCGGUGACCACCAGUGCAUGAAGAAGUGUUAUGAAGAAUGUGACGACUGUAACGUAGAAGUGGAGAAGAAGAGGUCGCAGUGCAAGCACAAGGAGCGCGUGGCGUGCUCCCGCAGCGCGGACGAGCAGCCGUGCCGGCGCCGGUGCGCGCGCGCGCUGGCCUGCGGGCACUUCUGCGGCCGCCGCUGCGACGAGCCGUGCGGGGGCUGCCGCGUCAAGGUCGAAAAAGAUAUUCCGGAGUGCGGUCACAAGGUGGAAGUAGAGUGCGGGAAGGCCGUGAGCCGAAAGAUGUGUACGCAAGCGUGCGCCCGCGUGCUGGCGUGCGGCCACCGCUGCCGGCAGCUCUGCCGCGACGAGUGCUCCCCCGCCGCCUGCACUGAGCUGCUGCCCGAGCUCUUCGACUCGCCCUGCGGCCACCGGGUGCAGCUGCCUUGCAACAUUGUGUACGGUCGAUCAGGCCCGCCGGAGGGCGCGGCGGUGGCGCGCCGGUGCCGCGCGGCGUGUUGCGCGCAGCUGGCGUGCGGCCACGCGUGCGCCGGCGACUGCGCGCGCUGCCUCCGCGGCUGCCUGCACGUGCCCUGCGCGCGCCGCUGCCAGCUGCCCAACAUCUGCGGGCACGAAUGUAAUGAGCCUUGCAAUCAGCUCUGCCCGCCGUGCAACAAAAAGUGUGAGAUGAAGUGUGCGCACGCUCGCUGCCCGCGGCCCUGCGGAGCGCCCUGCGUGUCCUGCCAGGAGCCGUGCGCGCGCGCGUGCCCGCACGGGCGCUGCUCGCGGCGCUGCGGCGAGCCGUGCUCGCGCGCCGCGUGCGCGCAGCGCUGCGCCCUGCUGCUGGCGUGCGGCCACCGCUGCCGCGGCCUGUGCGGCGAGCGCUGCCCCGACGUCUGCAAGGCUUGCCGCCCGGACGACUUCCCCGUCGAUUUCUUGGGCGACCAGUUCGACGACGACGCCAUGUUUAUCGUAUUAGAAGAUUGUGGUCAUAUAAUGGAAUUUGAAAAUAUGGAACAUUUAAUGAAUUCUGAAUCUGAAUCUGUGUCUCUCCCUGCUUGCCCAUUUUGUCGUAAGCCAAUCAUUAACACGCCUCGUUACAAAGAUUUAGUAAACCGUAGAUUUAAAACUGAUAUUACUCCCAUCAAGGAACGUGUUUAUGGGAAUAUACAAAAAAAUCUCGAAACGAAGAAGGAAUUACUUAAUAAAAUGACAACAUUCAAAGAUGUCCAUGCAGAAAUAUAUGGAGACAUACGGUAUUCGGACUGGAAAAAGGCAUUCGAUAAACUAUUUCGCUUAGUAAAUACAAAAAAAAAAUAUUCGCUGAUUCAGCUGAAUAUGUAUUUUGUAUACUUGGAUAUUUUGGAAAUUCUGUCGGGCAUUCUUAAACAGUUUAAAGCGGCUAAAUUGACUGAGAUGCAAAGUGAUCUUGCCGAUAAAAAUUCUAUGAUAUGUUGCUUUUUGCUUAAUAACAUUCAAAAAAUAAGUCAACAACAACAAAUGGAUAUCGGCAACGAAAUAAAACGUAUGAAUUCAAUUGUUAUGCUUUCAAAACUAUUAAGUCAAGAAAUUUACAUUAUGAAUAAAGAUCAACCAAAUAUUAUGCAAGCCUUGGAAACGGUAAAAAGAGAAGUAGUCGGAUAUGGUAUAUACAACAAAAAUAGUGCUGUGACCGCACUUAAAAACUUUCAAGAUAUAAUAAAAGCGUCUAACAUCGUGACAAAGGAAGAACGUGAUUUGAUUAUAAAAGCCAUAGGAGCCAAACUUGGUCAGUGGUACAAAUGUCCAAACGGUCAUCACUAUAGCAUAGAUCGUUGUGGAGGUGCGAUGGAAAUAUCUAAAUGCAUAGAAUGCAAAGAAGCAAUUGGUGGACAAAAUCAUGCGUUGCUACCAAGUAACAAGCACGCACCUGAAAUAGAUAACUCCAAAUAUGCAGCGUGGUCGGAAGAGGCUAACAACAUGGCAAACUUUGAUUUGAAUGAUUUACUUUAAUUGAUGAUUAUGAAUACUUAAUUAUUAUUUAAAAAAAAAGUCUACCUAUAUGAAGACUUACAAAUAAUGAUUAUAUCGUAUCGGACUACCAAUUAUUUUAUAUAAAUAAAACGUAGUUUUAUGUUUUAGUUCACAUUUCAUGAUUAAGGCAGUAUUUUAGUUAAUAAGAAAAUAUGUCAUCAAUUAUUUUUGUUAUAUUGAUCUUCAUAAAUAAGUUGUACUAGGAGUAAUACGUAAUUUACUUAUAACUCUAAAUGAUUUACAAAAACAACAUUUCUUCAUACUUUGAAAUACAAAUAAAUCAUGUCUCCAGUAUUGUCUUUGAAGUUAGUCGUUAUAUUAGCCGACGACGAACACUGUUAGCUAUAAGUACGCCACCACUUUGAUUUUUUACCACGGCAUUAUUAUAAUAUAAAACAAUGCAUACUAAUAUUAUAA
This is a messenger RNA of Melitaea cinxia (Glanville fritillary), 6763 nucleotides long. Its product is annotated as NFX1-type zinc finger-containing protein 1-like. Gene Ontology annotation, cellular component: nuclear RNA-directed RNA polymerase complex; nucleus. Gene Ontology annotation, biological process: regulatory ncRNA-mediated heterochromatin formation. Lineage: Eukaryota; Metazoa; Arthropoda; Insecta; Lepidoptera; Nymphalidae. The record is from RefSeq and is a predicted model, not a curated record. Bases 239 to 6325 code for a protein of 2028 amino acids. Gene Ontology annotation, molecular function: zinc ion binding; helicase activity. The transcript is spliced from 28 exons.